AUUAAUAUCUUUCAAACAAUUCUGUAAAUUAUAAAUAAACACGUUUUAAAAUUUUGUAUGUGGCGCACCCUUUCGAAUAAUUUCGCAUUCUUGCUUUUACGCGGUCCAUGUGGUCUGAUGUGGUCUCGAAUAUUAAGUGACAAUAUAGCGGACGUAUUUGAUUUUGUUUAAAUCAUAAGUGACAUUAUUUUUAGUAUAAUAUAAUGGAAGAAGUUACAAAGUGCAGUUACAUCAAUUGUCGUGAUCUUCGAGAAAAAGAACAAAUAUUUCACGAAUUACCAGUAAGCGAUAUUGGUUUAUGCGUUAAAUGGCUGGUAAACAGUGGUCAUGAAUAUUUAAUUGGACGCGACUUUGCAACUUUACGAUCGAUGAAAUUUUUUGUAUGUAGUAAUCAUUUCAAAAGUGAUUCUUAUUUAGCUAAGGGAACGCUGAAAGAAAAUGCUGUACCCCAACCAUAUUGGUAUUCUAAUACUGUUGGAAGAAUUAAUGAUAUAUCUUAUAUUGAACAUGAACCGAAGUUUGAUCAAGUUACAGGAAAAACAUAUAUGCACCGUGCUCACAACAUUUUUCAAUUUAAAGAACAAAGUGCAAAUGUAGCAGAUAAUACUACUUUUCAUGAGGAAGGCUGGUGUAGAACUUGUGCUAUGAAAAAAAAUAAUGUAGUUAAUAUGACAUUAAAGAAAAGAAAUACUGAAAUGAGUCUUCUUUCAAAACUAAAAUUAUUGAUAGAAAUUGAUGAUGAAGAUACAUUGCCACUAAAUAUGUGCUAUGAUUGUGUAAAGAAAUUGGAACAAUCCUUUCAGUUUUUUCAACAAAUUUAUAUAGCAGACAAUACAUUGCGUCAUAUUUUUCCUAAAGGUCAAUUAGAUAAUGAUUGCUAUGGUAUAACUAUAGAUAGAGUAGAUGGCUGUGUUAGCGAUAUAGAAUUUGAUCCGAUAUUACCGUCUAAUGAAGAUGAUCGAUUGUCAAUGAAUCAUGAAAGUAAUAAUAUAAUAAAGCCAAAAUUGUUAGAUACCAAAGAUAGUGAAAGAUCUUUAUCUAAGAAAGUCUCAACGAAUGAAAAAUUGUUAAAAGAUACAUCUGCCAGUGAUAAGUAUGGCACUGUAUUUUCAUUACUUACAGAUACUUGCCACAGUGAUGAAGAACUUCAUUGGACAGAUGUUUUAAAUGCAAUAGAACGCCAAAAGAUUACAUUUUUGCGAAGACAAGUACCUGUACGUAAAACAAAAAUAUCUUGCGAAUUCUGUAUUAGCAAGUUUAGAUUAAGACGUCAGUUGAAGACACAUAUAAUUACUCAUCACCCUAAACUGAUUAGAACUAUGUGUAUGGAUUGUAUUACCUAUUAUGAAAAUGAACUCCUUCUCUUAGAACAUCGUGCUAUUGAACAUAAUGAUGAUCAAUGGUAUAGAUGUGAUUAUUGUCAAAAAGUUUUUUCUAGAAAAAAGGGUUUGAGACUUCAUAUCACAAGAUCACAUACAAGAAGAAAGUGCUAUUCAUGUGAUUUAUGUAAUCAACAAUUUGUAUCAAAACAAAAUUUAUCUUUACAUAUUGAAAGUGGUCAUCUAUGCGUGAAUAUAAAAAAGGAAAAAACGCUUGAUGAAACGCUUAAAGAUGUGUGCAUGGUUAGCUUUGAUGUUGAUAAUGCUAAUCAAUCCAAUAAUUUAAAGACUCCUAUGGAAGAACAAAAAAUAGCAGAUGUAUCUAUAGAUAAAGAUUUUAAUCAUAUGGAAUUAUCGUCCACUUGUCCUAACAAUGAAUCACAAUCCAUACACUUAGAAAAUGCUGUUCAUUCUGUUGUCGAAGAACUUAUUGAAAGCUAAUGUUUUACUUACUUUAUAUAUUUAUGUAUAUUUAUAUACAUGGAAAUGUAUGUGGGACUUUAUGAUUAGAACCAAUAAAUGUAAAGUAAAGAGAUAAUUGAUAUCUUGCAAUAACUACGAAAUGUGAUAAUUUACGAUUACAAAGAAACAGAUAUUGAAAGGUAUCCCCACAUAAAUUGAAACAUUACAAUUAUUUAAAAUAUAUACUCUCUAUAAUUAUAUUAUAAAUAAAGAAUAGUUAAUUAA
This is a messenger RNA of Vespa crabro (European hornet), 2066 nucleotides long. Its product is annotated as transcription factor Ouib-like. Gene Ontology annotation, molecular function: zinc ion binding; DNA-binding transcription factor activity; RNA polymerase II cis-regulatory region sequence-specific DNA binding. Bases 204 to 1820 code for a protein of 538 amino acids. Gene Ontology annotation, biological process: regulation of transcription by RNA polymerase II. The transcript is spliced from 2 exons. The record is from RefSeq and is a predicted model, not a curated record. Gene Ontology annotation, cellular component: nucleus. Lineage: Eukaryota; Metazoa; Arthropoda; Insecta; Hymenoptera; Vespidae.